AGCAAACUAUUGCAGAUUCUCUGUACAAAAUUCACCGACUCAACGGCGAGAGAGACGUAGACAGCAAUCGAAAUGGACACUGCACAAGCAGCGCCGACUGGAUGCUUCAAAUGCGGGCGCCCAGGCCACUGGUCGCGCGACUGCCCUGAUUCAAAUCCUAAUACUAACCCUAACCCCGACCCUGUUGCUAAUUCUAAAUUUAGCAAUCUCAGCAAUUCGAAUUCUUCUAGAUCGUUUCCUUUCAAGCCCAGUAAUGGCGAUUCGAAGCCUAAAUCGGAGAAACCUAAGAAGGUGCCCAGAACAAGGCCAAAACUCACCCCUGAGAUUCUUCUAGGCGACGAUGGCCUGGGCUAUGUUCUUCGCCAUUUUCCUCGCAAUUUUAAGUAUCGUGGCCGCGGACAUGAGGUAAGCGAUUUAGGAAAUCUGAUUCGCUUAUACAGUGAAUGGCACUCCCGCUUGCUGCCUUAUUAUUCGUUUGAUCAAUUUGUACAUAAGACGGAACAAGUUGCUGCCACCAGACAUGUAAAGAUGUGCCUCAGAGAGUUAAGAGAAAGAGUUGCCAGUGGAGGGGAUCCAACAAAGUUCAAUGAAUUACCUACUGAACAUGUUGGUCCAAACCUUGAACAAGAUCAUUCAACUCCUGCUGAAGCUGUAGGGCUGAAUCAGACGGGAGGUCAAUUUUUGAGGGACCAUGAUGUAAAUGUUAUGCAAGAAGAUAUGCUCCAUGAGAUUUAUGAUAGAGCUACUCAAGAACCUCAGAGUAGCAUGGAGCCACCAACUGAAAGCUUGUCUAAUGAAGUUGUGAUUACAGAUGAACAGAAAGCACGAAUGGAAGCUAACCGGUUGAAGGCACUAGAAAGAGCUGCAGCUCGAGCACGCUCAUUGCAGUCAAGUUGAUUUUCAUGUUUAAGCAUUUAACUAUGUAUAAAAGUGGCUCAAAUGGAUGUGUUAAAAAGGGUUUAACUAUUACAAACUUCCAAUUACUUAUUGUUCUCAAAAUGAUUAUUUUAAAUUCUUAAUCCAUAAGAAUUCCAUAAACGAAUCUAUCAGAUAGAAGUGAAUGCCCAUGUGUACAAUUUGAUACA
Molecule: messenger RNA, 1085 nt
Organism: Jatropha curcas
Lineage: Eukaryota; Viridiplantae; Streptophyta; Magnoliopsida; Malpighiales; Euphorbiaceae
Product: zinc knuckle (CCHC-type) family protein
Biological process (GO): DNA damage response; replication fork processing; DNA replication checkpoint signaling
Cellular component (GO): nucleus; replication fork protection complex
Molecular function (GO): zinc ion binding; DNA binding
Source: RefSeq, a predicted model, not a curated record